UCCAAUCAAAUAUUAUCAACUGAAGAAAUAUUCAAUCAAAUAGAAUCUACUGACGAAAUAUUCAAUCAAAUAUUAACUACUGAUGAAAUAUCCAAUCAGAUAUUAUCAACUGAAGAAAUAUUCAAUCAAAUAGUGAUUACUGACGAAAUAUCCAAUCAAAUAUUAUCGACUGAAGAAAUAUUCAAUCAAAUAGUAACUACUGACGAAAUAUCCAAUCAAAUAGUAACUACUGACGAAAUAUCCAAUCAAAUAUUAUCAACUGAAGAAAUAUCCAAUCAAACAGUAACUACUGACGAAAUAUUCAAUCAAAUAGUAACUACUGACGAAAUUUUCAAUCAAAGAGUAACUACUGACGAAAUAUUCAAUCAAAUAUUAUCUACUGACGAAAUAUUCAAUCAAAUAGUAACUACUGACGAAAUAUCCAAUCAAAUAGUAACUACUGAUGAAAUAUUCAAUCAAAUAGUAACUACUGAUGAAAUAUCCAAUCAAAUA
Molecule: messenger RNA, 492 nt
Organism: Lottia gigantea (owl limpet)
Lineage: Eukaryota; Metazoa; Mollusca; Gastropoda; Lottiidae
Exons: 1
Source: RefSeq, a predicted model, not a curated record